AACCGCAAGCGCUGGAUCAUUGCCACGGAGAACAUGCAGCCAGGGAGCACCAUCACGAACUCGCCUCACAUUAGCAGGAUGGCAGUGUCAGCCGGCGAAGGGGACGCAUACCCACUGGGGGCUCUGCCUGUAGGCACACUGAUCUGCAACCUGGAGAGCCACCCUGGGAAGGGAGCGCAGUACAUCCGGGCAGCUGGUACUUGUGGGGUGCUGCUGCGGAAGGUGAACGGGACAGCCAUUGUGCAGCUGCCGUCCAAAAGGCACAUGCAGGUGCUGGAGACCUGCGUGGCCACGGUGGGCCGCGUGUCCAACGUGGAUCACAACAAGCGGGUGAUCGGGAAGGCGGGCCGGAACCGCUGGCUGGGCAAGCGCCCGCACACGGGCUUGUGGCACCGCAAGGGUGGCUGGGCCGGCCGCAAGAUCAAACCUCUCCCUCCCAUGAAAAGCUAUGUCAACCUGCCACGGGUCAAAGCAGUGGAGUGAUGCCCGGGGCAAAUAAAGUGUUUUUCAUGC
This is a messenger RNA of Zonotrichia albicollis (white-throated sparrow), 513 nucleotides long. NCBI's taxonomy places the organism in Eukaryota, Metazoa, Chordata, Aves, Passeriformes, Passerellidae. The record is from RefSeq and is a predicted model, not a curated record.